Messenger RNA from Lobosporangium transversale, 2163 nucleotides. RefSeq lists its product as hypothetical. The record is from RefSeq and is a predicted model, not a curated record. The transcript has a single exon. Gene Ontology annotation, biological process: regulation of transcription by RNA polymerase II. Gene Ontology annotation, cellular component: nucleus. Gene Ontology annotation, molecular function: RNA polymerase II cis-regulatory region sequence-specific DNA binding; DNA-binding transcription activator activity, RNA polymerase II-specific; zinc ion binding. NCBI's taxonomy places the organism in Eukaryota, Fungi, Mortierellomycota, Mortierellomycetes, Mortierellales, Mortierellaceae. Bases 244 to 2025 code for a protein of 593 amino acids.
CUAUUUUAUUUUUUUGUUCUCGACUUCCUCUCUGCUCCACUCCGGCUUUACUCACUUCUUACAUUACGAAUCUCAACAUCACGAAUCUCAUUUCUCCCAAUUCCUUCUCAUCGCCGCUACACCAGACUUACAAAGCCAGACAAAGAGUAGAAAAGUCUAUUAUAACGCCUUUCUGCCUACAUUUCCAAUAUCACUUUUUACUCCCCCAAGUCCAAAAUAAACUAAAAAAAUCAGGAAUAGAAUAUGUCGACUUCAACGCUCCAGUUGUUGCCGACUACAGCAACAGAGAUUGCUCAGCUAGAUCCUGCUGCUCUUGCCUCCAUCCCCGGUGUUGCCUAUGAUCUCAAACGCCUCAAAGUAUACUCAUCCUGUCUGCGCUGCAGAGCCAAAAAAGUAAAGUGCGAUCGCAAGGAGCCCUGCUCCCGAUGCGAGAAGCACAAUGUCGAAUGUUCUUACCGUGAGCUUGCCAGCGUUCAGCUCGAUAUCCGUCAAUUUCAAAGACACCUCAACAAUCCAAAGAUCCGUAAAGAUGGAGCCGGCAUCAUCACCUCCACAGCAACACCCAUCAUCACACUACCCUCAGGCGACACUGCCGUCCUAUCCCCAUCCACUACUGCCGCCGCCACACUGAUUGCUGCAGUAAAAGCGACUGCUCAAUCUUCUACCAAUUUCACAGGUAGUGAUAACAGCACCAAGAGAACUCACACUGACAGAAAAUUGGCAAAGAGCCCAGCCACAUCCACUUCUGCUUCUACGCCAACUUCUCCCAUCGAAGUCACUGGCUUUGAUAGCAAUAGCAGCACCGAUACGGAAUCAGAUACGCCAACGCGUGCUCGUCCCGGCAAGAGCGCUGCCAUGGCACGUGCUAAGGUUACCAAGCUCCCUCGCCGCAAACUCGCCUCGUCAGCCUCUUCCAUGGCCGCCAAGAAAAUCUUACUUGAACCCCACGCUCAACCUCAGAAUGAAGAAGAGAAUGACGAUGAUGAUGAAGAAGAAGAGGAGGAGAUUGAGCGCCUGGUUCUGAGAGAUGACAAUGACCCAGGUCCCUACUACUCCUACACACAGACACAGACUGAUGUCCAUAUGUCGUCAGAAAGUGAGACGGAGGAUGCCAACGCUGAUGUCCCCAUCUGGCGCGCUCGAGCAGUAGGUAAACACAAGCAGACAGUGCAUGAACAAGCUAUGGCUGAGACCUUUGGUCUAGCCGCUUAUCUCAAGGCUAAAGAGAUGGAGUCUGGCUUGGCUGGUCAAACCAUCGACUAUGAACUGGAGUUGGAACGUGCCUUGGCCAAGCGCUUGCCCACUUCUUUUUCACGCCCAGACCGCUCAUUGUCUCGCGCACGCAAGUAUGCUCAAGCAGGUUACAAUCCUUCGCUUCCCUAUUCUCGUCCAUCUUACUGUCAGCUUUCGGCUUCAAGUGCCACAGCACAUCUUCCUCCCGCAGCUCACUGUUGCUGCCAGAUUGCUGCAAAGCAAGGUCUAGCGCCUGGUACCUGCUACUUUGGGAACGUCCGCCGUGAAAGCACUGUCUAUGAAGAAUCAUCUAUGUCGCCUCCUCCUCAAAGUAUCAACUACGAGAAAGGAGAGACAACUCGUAUCGCCUAUUCACCAUCGUACCAGCCCUCGUACACUCCCAAGGACGAGCCUGCCGCUAUAACAGCUACCACUAGUACCACUGUUAAGAAAGAAUGGUUCGCAGCUCCUUCCGUGCGCAAGCUCGACAUCAGUGCCGCUUGUUCUGCAUCGUCAUCCCCACUGUCUUCUCCAAGGGUCGAACUUGCGCCUAUCUACCUACCAAAACUGCCUGCACAUCACCCUAAUACGCCUUCCUCAUCUGAUCUUUCAAGGUUCCAGAUUGGACGCGAGGGAGAUAAAGAUAAGCCGCCGAUGGAGAUCGCGUGCAAGUACAACGAGCCCAAUGUCGACGCCUGGGAUAUGAUUGAGCAGCCUCUUUCAAGGCCCCCCUCAAUACCAACGACAAAACGUCGCUCUGUAAAGAUGGAGGUGGACUGGAUCCUCUCUUAAAGAAUUAAAAACCAUCUCCCAAUAGUACAUAGCUCAUUCAUAUAGUCAAUAAGUCCGUAAUUUCUUAGUAUUCGUUAUAUUGCAUAGUCAUACCUCAUAGCAUUUCUGCAAAUACAAAGUCUAGAAAAAAAAAAAAAA